Physcomitrium patens is the source of this 1878-nucleotide messenger RNA. Its product is annotated as 26S proteasome regulatory subunit 4 homolog B. NCBI's taxonomy places the organism in Eukaryota, Viridiplantae, Streptophyta, Bryopsida, Funariales, Funariaceae. The record is from RefSeq and is a predicted model, not a curated record. Gene Ontology annotation, molecular function: ATP hydrolysis activity; ATP binding.
UUCGUUUUCUCUUCUCUUCCUUGGCCAUGCCUCCGCCAUAGCCACCUCCCAUUCUUCAAAUUAUCCCUCUCUUAGAGAAGCUUCAGCUGAAGCUGUUCACGCUACUUGCUUGUCACGUGGCUUUCUUCUGUGAUCAGCUUUGUUGUGUUUUUUUAUUUCCAUCUCUUUUGAGCUUUUCUCGAGGUGUGAAAGUGCCGCUAGGGCUUCUGAUGGCUUGUUGCUUGGUUUGAUUGGGAAUCGUUGAAUUCAUGCGUGGUUGGUGGCGGUGCUAGUGGCGUUAGGGUUUCGACAGUGAAGAGCAUUGAGUGAGGGAGCGAGAUGGGACAGGGGCAGUCGGGAGGGUUGCCCAAGCAAGGGCCUGGUGGAGACCGCAACAAAGGAAAUGGCGAGAAGAAGGAGAAGAAAUAUGAUCCUCCGGCGCCACCGACGCGCGUGGGACGCAAGCAGCGCAAGCAGAAAGGCUCUGAGGCUGCCGCGCGGUUGCCCGUUGUGACGCCUGCUACGAAGUGUAAGCUACGGUUGCUGAAGCUGGAUCGUGUGAAGGAUUACUUGUUGAUGGAGGAAGAGUUUGUGACGAAUCAGGAGCGGCUGAAGCCCCAGGAGGACAAGAACGAGGAGGAUCGGUCCAAGGUGGAUGAUCUUCGGGGGUCUCCUAUGAGCGUGGGCAACUUGGAGGAAAUUAUUGACGAAAAUCACGCAAUCGUUUCGUCUUCCGUGGGGCCCGAGUAUUAUGUGAACAUUUUGUCGUUCGUGGACAAGGAUCAGCUCGAGCCCGGUUGCGCAAUCCUCAUGCACAAUAAGGUCUUAUCAGUGGUGGGGUUACUGCAAGAUGAUGUGGACCCUAUGGUAUCUGUAAUGAAGGUAGAGAAGGCUCCACUAGAGUCUUAUGCUGAUAUAGGUGGAUUAGAUCCUCAGAUUCAGGAGAUUAAAGAAGCAGUUGAGUUGCCGUUGACACAUCCGGAGCUGUAUGAAGACAUUGGUAUCAAGCCCCCCAAGGGAGUUAUUUUGUAUGGUGAACCCGGCACUGGGAAAACUCUUCUUGCUAAGGCUGUUGCAAAUUCCACGUCUGCCACAUUUCUUCGUGUUGUAGGAAGUGAGCUGAUACAGAAGUAUCUAGGAGAUGGACCGAAGUUGGUGCGAGAGCUAUUUCGGGUGGCUGAUGAACUGUCUCCUACCAUUGUUUUUAUCGAUGAAAUUGAUGCUGUCGGUACAAAAAGAUAUGAUGCCCAUUCCGGUGGAGAGCGAGAAAUUCAAAGGACUAUGUUGGAGUUGCUGAAUCAGUUGGAUGGUUUUGAUGCUCGUGGUGAUGUUAAGGUUAUAUUGGCUACUAAUCGAAUUGAAAGCUUAGAUCCGGCCCUGCUUCGGCCUGGUAGAAUCGAUCGCAAGAUCGAGUUUCCAUUGCCUGAUAUUAAAACCAAGAGAAGAAUUUUUCAGAUACAUACUUCUAGAAUGACAAUGGCUGAUGAUGUCAACUUGGAGGAAUUCGUGAUGACCAAGGAUGAAUUCUCUGGUGCUGACAUUAAAGCUAUCUGCACGGAAGCUGGUCUUCUUGCAUUAAGGGAGCGCCGUAUGAAGGUGACUCAAGCGGACUUCAAGAAGGCUAAGGACAAAGUGAUGUACAAGAAGAAGGAAGGUGUACCCGAGGGGUUAUAUAUGUAGAAUACUCAGUCAAGUGGUAUUCGUGUAUAUUUGCCUUCAUGAUAUUAGGUUCAAUGAUAUACUGGCUGGAAUCUGUCUCUUAAUUGAAAUACUGACUCCUUGCGUAUCAUUUGACGAUUCAAACUAUCAAAAUGCCUGCGGUGAGAAGGAAUUGCAAUUCGUCAGUUUCUUUUGUAUUUUUUCUUUUAAACAGUUAAAUGUUGUAUUUUCGUUCUGACA